CACCGUGGGACCCGCACCCAUCGCCCCCCCCCCCCUUCAAGGAGGGAGCGGUUAAGCGACACUAGUAUCCCAUACUCAGCAACAGGCGAUUCGGGACGGCUCUAGAAAUGGCAGCAGGAGGGUACUCGCCAAUUCAUAGGGUCUCUAGUCCUCAGAGGCUCGGCGGCCCUCAGCUCCAUUCUAUCUACGAAGGCAAGCUAAUAACCAAGCUGCCAUCAAAGCCCUCCCCAUCCACCAGGGUGUCAAUCGGGCAAACACAUCAUUCUAAACGAGUACGAAAACAUACACAUCCCAACCUACGGAUCCACCUCGGGUGGGUCCCAGGGCACUGUCCAGGCAAUGAAAAAGCCGACUCGCUCGCCAAAAAAAGUCACCAAUCCCAACGUCUCCCAUGCCCCUUACAUGCCUGCCUCUCUAGCGGCAACUCGCCGAAGGCUGCGCAGACAGGGCUCGGAUAACGAGCCCUCUGCCACAAAGGCAGUGUUCCACUGCUGUGUCCACUACAAACAAGAAUCUGGCGUCCCUACCAAGUGGCACAUCCUCCAUCUACGAUCCGCGCAUGUAGCUUUGAGCGCCUAUGGAGACAUGUGGACUCGCCCAAUUUCCCUCUAUUCACCUGCCGUUGUUUCUGCCGCAAGCGCCAAAAGCUCAAGAGGAGCCUCCGCUGAUGAUACAUCCAUCAAAACUUUCGAGCCGUCCCAAUUGCUCUCCCAUCUGAAGAUCCUUCUGCACACCACCCGGUUUAUCCGCGAAACGGAGCGCUCCCCCUUGUAUGCAACGCGAUCUAGUCAAUCGAGCGAAGCGGGCAUUCCACUCCUCUAAUUAAUGUGGCCUUUUCACCAAGCACGCUAGAUCUGCUGUCCAUCCCGGCUUCCCACCUAAGCUUGAGGGUAACCAGCUGCAAAAAUAAAAAAGCUAUGCCUUGCGACUGAUAAUAUGGCGAUCAGGUG
Molecule: messenger RNA, 950 nt
Organism: Cantharellus anzutake
Lineage: Eukaryota; Fungi; Basidiomycota; Agaricomycetes; Cantharellales; Hydnaceae
Exons: 3
Coding region: 340-822 (160 amino acids)
Source: RefSeq, a predicted model, not a curated record